CUCACAGCCCACGUCAGCGAGCAAAAGGAGGCUAUAGCGGACGCACCUGUCGAGCAACAUUGUUAAUAAAGUAGCUCGUUCUUCGAUUAUGAAGUAAUAAUUGUUAUUAAAGUAGCACACUCCGAUUUCAAGGUGACAAUUGCGUGUCUUCAUCAUGUAUUAAUCUAAAUUGUUGCUCUCACAGGAUUCAUAUAUCGUAAUAAAGUCGAUUCUAUUCCAUUCCAUCGUAAUUAUUAAUAUAGAGUUGCCACAUAGAAAAUGAAUUGAAAAAUUUCGCGACUUUUGUAGAUUUUCCAGGCAACGGUAAAGAAUUCUCCACAUGAUCAAUAUGUAAUUUUUAAUUUUAACUUAUUAUAAUUAAGAAAAUAUGAUCUUAGUUUAGAAACAGGGAAAAGUAACUUUCGGCACAGGCAUUCAAGGGACGUCUUAAAGACGUCCCUACAUCCCAAGGACGUUCGUCGGAUAGUGUGCUAUAUGGGUUAUAUUAUUAGGAGCAAUACAAACUUGGAAGUUAAGUAACAUAAUGUAAUUCUGAAUACAAAUUCAGGCCGAUGAGAAAUAAAUGAGUACAGGAAUAAAGAAUGAAGUUACAACGGGAAAGGGCAAUUGAAUAGAAACGCUGAAUAAAACUGACCAAUUACAUUCGAUUGUUCUCCUCACGGUCGAGAAAUAACCGACUGUGAUUGGUCGCUUUUCUUAAGUUUUUCUGUGGCCCUAAUACGUAAAAAGUUAUUUGUAAAGUUCGAGAGUUCUGAACGCAUUUCACCAUAAAUGUUAAAUAUAAUAUUAAAAAACACGACAAGAAUACUCUUUAGAAUAAAAGAAUCGAGAAAAUUAUGAGCCAAGUUCAAAAUUCUAGACUCUUUAAAUAUCUUUCCCUGACUGUUCCUCGAUUCAAUUUAAAUUCUCGCGACUUUCCCGAGUUUCCAGAUCCGUAGCGGGCCUGUGAUAACGUACUUUUUCCUUCAUUUAAAAAGUACAGAGUUGGAGAAACUACUACUUCAGAGCGACCAUUCAUUUCCGAAACGUCAUUUCAUCAACCCUGACGCAGCACUGAGGUAAAAACCGAGGCGUUCACGACGGUGUCCACAGAAAUCGUGGACGGUACAGAUCGUCAUCGUCGGAUCAAGACGCGACGGAGACUCGAGGAGAACGCGGAAAAGGAAAGACGGGGGGGGGGGACACUGCCACGCGACUCUAUACUUUUCUAUUCUUUUCUUUCCUUUCGGCGGCGAGGGAGCCUGCGCGCCUUCUUUUCGGCUAUUUCUGAAUACGCCAAAGACGUAUUCGCGUCGCGCUUUAUAUUUAUAAAACCGGAGGAGAGAGAGAGAGAGAGAGAGAGAGAGAGGCAACAACCGCUCGUUGUCUCGUUGCAGGACUUCGCCGGUUUUUAAGGGGAAACAGAUAAAAACGCUCGUCAGCGAUAUUCCAUCCGGCUUUGCGUUAUCUGCGGAGGCGGCACAGAGGAAACAAACAAACACAAACAAAUACGCAGCAUCGUUAUGUCGCCGGCGUUCGUCGCGGCUGGUUCCGCAGACGCGCUCGACGUCCGCAUGUCGACGUGAAGGCGCCGGUUCAGCGGUGUGAACAAUUCACAAGCAGGGAGGAAAGUCGAGUUCUCUUCAUUUCGCAAGAACAAGAGAUGAUAUGCUGCAUACGUCGUAUAAAAAAUCGAUGAUGGAUUCGCCGGAGACAACGGUGAGGAACGAUGACGAGAAGCCGAUGAUUUAUCCGUCGAAGCUCGCGCCUUAUCACUUCACGAGGAUGCUCUUCUCGUCGAUGCAGAGACAGGUGACGGCGUUGCAGUUGAUCGCAUUGUUAACAAUAAUCUGCGUCACGUUGUUGAUACUGGCGCAGAACUCCGGGGAAAAACCGCACACGGGGACAAACAUAGAGCCGGCUGCCGCGCGAGAACAGACGUCGCCGAGGCAUGCGUGGUCCGUUGCGCGCGUCGCGUCCGAAAUAAUACCGCGGGUAACAAUGUCGCGGGAUCAGAUGGAGCACGCACGGAGAGAGUUAAAUGCCAGGAAACGAUGGCUGUCGAGCGCGUGCCGGGCCAUCGGCUCGAAGAAAUCGCACCUGGACGCCGCGUUGACGAACAUGAUCGUCGACACGGAACACAACGUGUCGUGGUGUCCCAUAUACAAGGUGGCGAGUUCCACAUGGAUGAGUUACUUCGCCGUAUUAAAGGGCAUUCUGACGGACGCUGCGAUGGACCGGGUGCGGCACGAUCACAUUCAGCUCAACGAAAUCGUAAGACAAAAGUUCAUGCGCGUCGAAGAUCUCAAUAGGACGCACGAGAAGGUAAUGAAGACGAAGAAGUUCCUGAUCGUGCGACAUCCGCUGGAGCGUCUUCUGUCCGCCUACAGGGAUAAGUUGGAGCACAUGGAGGGCCGCGAGUAUUACUACAAGCGCUUUGGCCGGCGCAUCGCGUUCAAGUAUCGUCUAUCCGGCAACGAGACGAGAUUAGAACCGACGUUCGAGGAAUUCCUCCGAUUUAUCGUUAAGGAGAAAUUCUUCGACGAGCACUGGGCGCCGUACGAUCGGACCUGCGGGCCCUGCGCCGUGCGCUACGACUACAUACUGAAGUUCGAGACUCUGGACCGAGAUGAGAAUUUCUUCGUGCAGGACGCCAAUCUGGGCGGGUAUCUAUACGAGAAGAACUACGUGCGGAACAUCAAUCCUCACGGGACAACCACUAAGGAAAUCCUUAGCGAGUACAUCAAGAAGAUACCGCGACCGCUUCUCGACGAAAUCAACCAGAUUUACGAGAACGAUUACAAAUUAUUCGACUAUUCGUUCGUCUGACAACUGUUUCAUCAGUUAUAUUGUAUAUAGGCAGCUCAUAAUCAUAUCACUGUGGUGUCGUUGUAUCGCUGAAAGAAUUGUACAUAAAACUAUAAAUGAAAGAA
Messenger RNA from Dinoponera quadriceps, 2912 nucleotides. Its product is annotated as carbohydrate sulfotransferase 11-like. The record is from RefSeq and is a predicted model, not a curated record. Lineage: Eukaryota; Metazoa; Arthropoda; Insecta; Hymenoptera; Formicidae. The coding region runs from base 1648 to 2808 and encodes 386 amino acids. Gene Ontology annotation, cellular component: membrane. The transcript is spliced from 4 exons. Gene Ontology annotation, molecular function: sulfotransferase activity. Gene Ontology annotation, biological process: carbohydrate biosynthetic process.